Messenger RNA from Salvelinus sp. IW2-2015, 1618 nucleotides. RefSeq names its product tubulin beta-4B chain. Lineage: Eukaryota; Metazoa; Chordata; Actinopteri; Salmoniformes; Salmonidae. The record is from RefSeq and is a predicted model, not a curated record. Gene Ontology annotation, molecular function: structural constituent of cytoskeleton; GTP binding; GTPase activity. Gene Ontology annotation, cellular component: cytoplasm; microtubule. Gene Ontology annotation, biological process: microtubule cytoskeleton organization; mitotic cell cycle.
UUCCUCACGUGCUCUGAAGCUUUCUUUCCCCUCACGCUCUUUCAACGGCUCGCUAGACAGAAGCUUACAAAAAGGCGCGUAGUAAAGAUUAAAUAUAUGUUUACAAGUGAUCUUGAUUAAUUUACUCGGAAACUCGAUUUUAACAUGAGGGAGAUUGUUCAUCUGCAGGCCGGUCAAUGUGGAAAUCAGAUCGGUGCCAAGUUUUGGGAGGUUAUCAGUGAUGAACAUGGAAUAGACCCAACAGGCACUUACCAUGGAGAUAGCGAUCUGCAGCUUGAGAGAAUCAACGUCUACUAUAAUGAGGCAACAGGUGGCAAGUAUGUUCCUCGUGCCAUUCUAGUUGAUCUGGAGCCUGGCACGAUGGACUCUGUCCGCUCUGGACCAUUUGGCCAAAUAUUCAGACCGGACAACUUUGUCUUUGGACAGAGUGGUGCAGGUAACAACUGGGCAAAGGGCCAUUACACUGAGGGAGCAGAGCUGGUAGACUCUGUCCUGGAUGUGGUGAGAAAGGAAGCCGAGAGCUGCGACUGUCUUCAGGGUUUCCAGCUCACCCACUCCCUUGGAGGCGGCACGGGCUCUGGUAUGGGUACCCUGUUGAUUAGCAAGAUCCGUGAGGAGUACCCUGACCGCAUCAUGAACACCUUCAGUGUGGUGCCCUCCCCCAAAGUGUCAGACACCGUGGUGGAGCCCUACAAYGCCACCCUGUCUGUGCAUCAGCUAGUGGAGAACACUGACGAGACUUAUUGCAUCGACAACGAGGCCUUGUAUGACAUCUGCUUUCGCACUCUGAAGCUGACGACUCCCACUUACGGGGACCUCAACCACCUGGUGUCAGCCACCAUGAGUGGUGUCACCACCUGCCUGCGCUUCCCCGGCCAGCUCAACGCCGACCUACGUAAGCUAGCUGUCAACAUGGUCCCAUUCCCCCGCCUGCAUUUCUUCAUGCCAGGYUUUGCCCCCCUCACCAGCAGAGGUAGCCAGCAGUACAGAGCGCUGACGGUGCCCGAACUCACCCAGCAGAUGUUCGAUGCCAAGAACAUGAUGGCCGCCUGCGAUCCCCGCCACGGCCGCUACCUCACUGUGGCCGCAAUUUUCCGUGGCCGCAUGUCCAUGAAGGAGGUGGACGAGCAGAUGCUGAACGUGCAGAACAAGAACAGCAGCUACUUUGUUGAAUGGAUCCCCAACAAUGUCAAGACUGCAGUCUGCGACAUCCCACCCCGCGGCCUCAAAAUGUCCGCUACCUUCAUUGGCAACAGCACGGCCAUCCAGGAGUUGUUUAAGCGCAUCUCUGAGCAGUUCACAGCCAUGUUCCGCCGCAAGGCCUUCCUGCACUGGUACACCGGAGAGGGCAUGGACGAGAUGGAGUUCACCGAGGCCGAGAGCAACAUGAACGACCUGGUAUCUGAGUACCAGCAGUACCAGGAUGCCACCGCCGAGGAGGAGGGCGAGUUUGAAGAGGAGGGAGAAGAGGAUAUGGGUUAGACGGAUAAGAGAUUUUAAAAUCAAUUUCAACUGCAUUCCAUCCCUUGUUUGUUUGUUCUUUUAUUCUUUCACUGCACAAAGAGCUGCUGUCAGUGUUUAACCUGUUGUAAUUACAAUAAAUCUUAUCAGCAUUUUC